Messenger RNA from Manihot esculenta (cassava), 647 nucleotides. RefSeq names its product sigma factor binding protein 1, chloroplastic. Bases 98 to 505 code for a protein of 135 amino acids. The transcript has a single exon. NCBI's taxonomy places the organism in Eukaryota, Viridiplantae, Streptophyta, Magnoliopsida, Malpighiales, Euphorbiaceae. The record is from RefSeq and is a predicted model, not a curated record.
ACCAUGAUGGUCUAAAACAUCUGAUUCAAUACUGUCAGAUUUAGAAAACUAUAAUUUCUGGGUUCUAUUUACAACUUCUGUUUUCCUUUUUCUGGUCAUGGAUGUACUUGGUGUUAACAUGAAGAGCAAGACACAAGCCAAGAGAAGAAGUACUAAAAAGGGUGUCAAAGUUGUCUACAUAUCUAGCCCUAUGAAAGUUGAGACUAGUGCCUCAAAGUUUAGGGCUCUUGUGCAAGAACUCACCGGAAAAGACUCCGACGCUGCUCGAUUUAUGGACUUUAAUGGUUUUGAAAACUCUCCUGAAAUUCUUGACCGAAGAGCUGUAGAUGAGCAUGGAUCUUUAGUCCCUGAGAUGAGCUCUUACAAUGAGUCAUCAUCUCCUGGUUCCGAUUCCGUUUUCCAGCCUUUUGAUAGAUUUUUGCCGCCUAUGGAAGGGAGUUUUAUGAGCAUGUUUCAAUCAAAUCUUUUCCAUGAAUCAUGUCUUGAGCUAGAUGUGUUUAACUAAAAGCUUUGAUUUAGGUAUGGCUUGUAACUUUUGUUUGAGCUCUGUGUCUUGGAUCGUCAUUCUUCUUAUUGUUAUGCAUAUAUAUGUAAAUUAAUCUUAGUUUAGAUUAAAUUUCUUGAUAUAAUUCCGUUAUGUUACAAAA